AUGCUGGCAACUUCCAUGAUUCUGGUGCGCAUCCUUGUUGGCAAGGUUAAGAACCGCGAGUGGCUUGAAUCAAUUCUGCGAUCGAUACCAAUUCGAGAAGAUCAAACGGGAUGGAAUUGUGUUAGCUGGGUCCAAGAAGCCGUGGAAUCCCUGGCCGUGGACAACAGGGCACUGGGCACUGCCGUCACGGACUGGGAGACAGUACGUGACACGCUGCUAUGGUACGUACAGCAGAAGGCUGCAGAGCACAGAUUCGAUGGAAAAGCAGAGCCGGACAGUUUCGACAGACUAAAAGUCGCCACAUAUGAUCUGGUUGAUGCAAAGGCAGAGACAGUGCCGUGA
Molecule: messenger RNA, 342 nt
Organism: Pestalotiopsis fici W106-1
Lineage: Eukaryota; Fungi; Ascomycota; Sordariomycetes; Amphisphaeriales; Sporocadaceae
Exons: 1
Coding region: 1-342 (113 amino acids)
Source: RefSeq, a predicted model, not a curated record